AUGACGUUCUACCUUUCCUACCACUCGAAUAAAAUCAAUCAGUAUAUUCACUUGGCUUGUAUCUGGCCUACAUUGGUAUCAGGGCUUAUUCUCCUCGCUCACACAAAGCCAUUGGUCGAGACUCCAUCUUUUCUGUCUUCUCUCCCUUAUGGACACUUGGUGGUACUCAACUGGUCGGCCGUGACGACUGGCAUCUACAUGCUGUGGUACAUGACUCUGGAUAUGUUUGCAGGCACUUUAGGGGCUGCUCUCAUGGCAGUGUGCUUCCUAUUUGCCAACUACUUUGUCAUGGAAGGUGCUGACGUCCUGAACGUGCACAGCAUGCAUGUAGCUCUGGCUGUUCAAGCGAUAACGUGGACUCUGCAGUUCAUUGGCCACGGAGUCUUUGAACGCCGCCAACCUGCGCUCUUGGAUAGCCCGGGCCAGGCCUUCAUCACUGCCCCCAUGUUCGUGCUACUCGAGAUCUUGUUCCCGCUUGGCUAUCGCCCGGACCUCUACCAGCGCGUGCUGAAACAGGCUCGGAUCAAUAUCAAGAACUUUCAGGCCACCAAGACCAUGUAA
Molecule: messenger RNA, 561 nt
Organism: Peronospora belbahrii
Lineage: Eukaryota; Oomycota; Peronosporomycetes; Peronosporales; Peronosporaceae
Source: the annotation of a GenBank genome assembly